Leptopilina heterotoma is the source of this 671-nucleotide messenger RNA. RefSeq lists its product as uncharacterized. The transcript has 2 exons. The record is from RefSeq and is a predicted model, not a curated record. Lineage: Eukaryota; Metazoa; Arthropoda; Insecta; Hymenoptera; Figitidae. Gene Ontology annotation, molecular function: zinc ion binding. The coding region runs from base 87 to 632 and encodes 181 amino acids.
CACAACAAGGCACCUACGAAUAUCAUAACACGUGUGAUAAACUGCCGGUCUCGUUCUUUUCACAAUUAAACGUUAUUAAUGCAAAAAUGAAAUUAAGUAUUUCAGAAAUUUGUAAGUUCAGUGAUUGUACACCGUCUUCCAGAAAUUUUGUUGAAGGCGAAAGAGUCUGGCAAGCUGACCACAUUAUAUUUUGUGGUCAACAAGACAGCGACGAAACUUCAAUUAAAAUUAUAAGUUUCUGCUUACAAUCAUCGAAUUUAAAAUCUGCUCCGCAUCAAAUUAAGGGAGAGAUAAACUUAUGUGGAAGUAUAAUCAAGAUGACAUGCAGCUGUAAGGCUGGUUUAAGUGAAAAGUGCAAGCACAUCGUUGCAGUUUUACUUCAUUUAAAUUCGAUUAACAUUAUGAAUCUGGAACUAUGCUCUUGCACGAAUACAACGUGUUUAUGGUCUGCUUCACAUCAAAAAGCACUGGAAGUUUACGAACCAGCACCUCUUCGAUGUCACAGUUGUUUUGUCAAUGAAUUUGAAAAAGAAUAUGAUUUAAAAAUCACAGGAGAAGAUGAGGAAUUUAUAAAAGAUUUACUUUUUAAAUGCGAUCUGAAUUCAGCACUUGCAAAGGAUAUGUAUGGUUAAAUUUUUGUUUUAUAUUGGUGACUUUUUAGAAAAAUUUUA